CCCUUCCCGGCGCUCUUCGCGCGGUCUCGCGGUGACUCUGGUGCGUGGGGUCAAGGCGCGGGGCAGAGCUGCUGGGGUCGGGGCGUCAUGCGGAGGGGUGAGCGCAAGGGCGCCGAGGGGCCGCGGCCGGGGUCCCCAGUGCCCGUGGGCAAGGCCUCGCUGGAGGAGCCGCUGGAUGGCGCGGCCGCGGGCCGAGCAAGCGGGCCGACCGCUGGCCGCCGCAGCACCGAGUCAGAGGUCUACGACGACGGCACCAACACCUUCUUCUGGCGGGCGCACACCCUGAGCGUGCUCUUCAUCCUCACCUGCGUGCUGGGCUACGUGACACUGCUGGAAGAGACACCGCGGGACACGGCCUACAACACCAAGAGGUACCGGCCCAGCCCAGCCUCGCUCCACGCGGCUGGCGGGGUCUCUGGAGGUAUUGUGGCCAGUAUUUUGGUUUUCUUAUGUUUUGGAGUCACACAAGCUAAAGACGGGCCAUUUUCCAGACCUCACCCAGCCUACUGGAGGUUUUGGCUCUGCGUCAGUGUGGUCUACGAGCUGGUGCUCAUCUUUAUACUCUUCCAGACCGUCCAGGACGGCCGCCAGUUUCUGAAGUACGUCGACCCCAGGUUGGGGGUCCCGUUGCCGGAGAGGGACUACGGGGGAAACUGCCUCAUCUAUGAUGCAGACAACAAGACCGACCCCUUCCACAACGUCUGGGACAAGCUGGACGGCUUCGUGCCCGCACACUUCAUCGGCUGGUACCUGAAGACCCUGAUGAUCCGUGACUGGUGGAUGUGCACGAUCGUGAGCGUGAUGUUUGAGUUUCUGGAAUACAGCCUGGAGCAUCAGCUGCCCAACUUCAGCGAGUGCUGGUGGGACCACUGGAUCAUGGACGUGCUCGUCUGCAACGGGCUGGGCAUCUACUGCGGCAUGAAGACCCUCGAGUGGCUGUCCCUAAAGACGUACAAGUGGCAGGGCCUCUGGAACAUUCCGACCUACAAGGGCAAGAUGAAGAGGAUCGUGUUCCAGUUCACGCCCUACAGCUGGGUCCGCUUCGAGUGGAAGCCGGCCUCCAGCCUGCGCCGCUGGCUGGCCGUGUGCGGCAUCAUCCUGGUGUUUCUGUUGGCAGAGCUGAACACCUUCUACCUGAAGUUCGUGCUGUGGAUGCCCCCCGAGCACUACCUGGUCCUCCUGCGGCUGGUCUUCUUCGUCAACGUGGGCGGCGUGGCCAUGCGGGAGAUCUACGACUUCAUGGACGACCCGAAGCUCCACAAGAAGCUGGGCCAGCAGGCCUGGCUGGUGGCGGCCAUCACCGUCACGGAGCUGCUCAUCGUGGUGAAGUACGACCCGCACACGCUCACGCUGUCCCUGCCCUUCUACAUCGCCCAGUGCUGGACGCUCGGCUCCGUGCUCGCCCUCACCUGGACCGUCUGGCGCUUCUUCCUGCGGGACAUCACCCUGAGGUACAAGGAGACGCGGCGGCAGAAGCAGCAGGGCAGGGACGACCAGGGCAGGGCAGACGGCAGCGUGGACGGGCGCCCACCAGGGCCCGACGACCCCUCGGGGCCCGAGGAGGCCGAGAGGGAGGGGGUGCCAGCACCGCACUGACGCUGCGGCUGGGCCUGCAGAGCCCAGGCCUGGCGCCCUCCCCGCUCUGGGAUCCCCGCCAGGAGCCUUCCAGCAGGCCUCAGCCCUCAAGGUUCUAUCUCCCUCUUCUCCCGCGUGCACAGUGGGGUGGGGCGCGCGUGUGUGUGGUGUGUGCAUACGUGUGGGUGCGUGUGUGUGUGCACGUGUGCUCCUGAGGCUCGCCCCGGGCCGGCUGGUCCCCUUUCUGCACAGUCAGCCCGCCGCCUUGGCCCCCCGCCGCAAGCCUUGGUGCCCAGACGGCCCGGCCCAGGCAGCAGCGUCUCGGUGCCCGCCCCUCUCCGCUCCCUGGGCCCCACCGGUCCCCCAUGACCUUCUGGCGGCACAUGUGAAGGACAGUCGUCCAGGGACGCCCUGGCGUGGCUGGGAAAAGGCAGAUCCACUUACUCGGGAGCCUCCAUCUGACCCUCCAACCUGGAGGGUGCGUGGACAGGGCUGCCCGCACAUCGAGUCAGAGACGCCAAGGCCUGGUGCCCGCCGUCAGGAGGGCAGGUUGUGAGGGAGGGUCUCUGUGGCCCAGGCUUGAGGUCACCCCCAUGAGCAAACAGAACAAAUAAAAGCCACGGUGACGGCCUGCGGCUCCACAGCUCCUCGCUGCCCCUCACCCCCGCCCUACCCUGUGCCGCCCAGAGGGCAGCUGGGAGCCACCCGGGCUGCACACCUGUCCUGGCAGACGACCAGCGGGCACGAGGGUCACCGGCCUCCCUGGCGCCUCCUGCUGCAUCCGCCCCUCGGGCGGCCUGAGGGAGCUAGUUCUGGGCGGGGUGUGGGCGAUGGCGCACUGUCUUCAGGCUUCACACGCACUGGCGAAGGGAAGCGCCGAGUUCCGGGCAAGGGUGACACUCCCGACCUUCCCAAGGGCAGGGCCUCUCAGAGCGUCAGGGCCUGAAACGAGGUGGACUCGUUUCCUUAGUUUAUUUUCCCGUGACAGCUAUUUCUGGGGAGAAUUUCAAACCUAAGGUGGUUGUGAGGACGGACGGCGGCGCGCCUGUGCCCCCCGCCUCCCCCCGCUGCUCUUGGCGUUGUGCCGUUGAGCUGAGUUUCUCAGCCUCUGGCUUCUGUGGGCUUCCUCACGUCGGGGGUGUGACCCGGGGCCUCACUGUGCCCCACCCCACCCGCUGCCAUCCCAGUGUCACCUUUGAUCUGGGUUUAGGGCCGACGCCCGUCCCACCACUGCAGACACCAAGCGUCCUGUCCACCCACCUCCACCCGGGGUUCUCGGCGUCACGAGGUUCACAGUCGCUCCCAGACUACCUCCCUCCGUGUGGCCUGUGCUCUCCCUGCAGAGCUGGAGGCCCGUGUUGCCCACCACUCCCAGGCAUGGCCCCUGGGAGCGGUUUCUGGCCCAAGGUGGGUGCAGGUUCCCCUGGAGCGUCUCCCGCCCAGACCUGGGUGAGUCCACCCAAUUCUCCACAGAUCUGCUCCCUUCCGGGGGAAGGUGUUACCAAGCCAGGGUCCUGGUACCUUGAGGGGCUUCGUAGUGAUGGCGGGAAGUUACUGCCCAGCCACCCGACCCUCUGGAAGCUGCUCCGUGUCUAUACCUUGAUCGUGCCGUUCAGGGCAGGUCACCUCUACACUGUCCCCCACGGCCAGAUGAGGCCAGCUAGAUGGGGUGGACCCUGCCCUUAUGUCCACAGGGCUCCAGCCUCCACCAGGAGAGCACUCGGAAGCCAGCCAUCGGCAGGCUCGGCCAGGCCCUAGGAGCAGCUCCCAGCUGGGGUUUCUGGCCCACACACAGGAGGUCCGAGCGCGCUGCUGGCCAAGGUGAGCCAGGCCCCGAGGGCAGGGGCCAUGUUCCCGUGCCCCUUAGUGCAGGCGGGACGCCGUCCUCGCAGACCUGAGGCAGUGAAGGCCUGUGGGAUGGGGUGGGCUCCGAGGCCGCAAGGAGCAGGACCCCGCCAGCACCUGGGGAGCUCAGACCGGACCCCCACGGAGGACCCCGCUGGGCACACCCGC
Molecule: messenger RNA, 3588 nt
Organism: Physeter macrocephalus (sperm whale)
Lineage: Eukaryota; Metazoa; Chordata; Mammalia; Artiodactyla; Physeteridae
Gene: PTDSS2
Product: phosphatidylserine synthase 2
Exons: 12
Coding region: 88-1596 (502 amino acids)
Biological process (GO): phosphatidylserine biosynthetic process
Molecular function (GO): L-serine-phosphatidylethanolamine phosphatidyltransferase activity
Source: RefSeq, a predicted model, not a curated record